GUGAGGCGGGGAAUUCAAGCUUAUUAAAGGAAGAGGGAAGCCCGCAAAGAAGUUCAGACAAGAGCAAGGGGACAGUGGUGCAGAUCCAGCUAGGAGGCUUCUCAAGGGCUCGAAGACUCGUCGGAAGAGGGCACACUGCAAAGAGGAUGGGGCAGGAGGUGUCCACCAGGCAGCCCAAGUUGUGAAUGGGAAAGCAGAGUAGUAUCUAAUGGAGGGAAAGAAACGAGAUGGCAAAUGGCUUCUACAUUACCUGGAUGCAUCACUCCAAGGCCCUUGAUUUUAGAGCUUUUUUAAAUUAAGCUUUCUAAACUGUAAGGGUCUGUUAGUGAGCCUGCAUUAGGUGUUUACACCAACCUUUUGCCAGCUACCACCAGCUUCUUGCCCCAAAGAGGAAUUGGAUUAGUUUUUCUGACCCUGGUAAAACACCAGGGCCUUGAUCUAGUGUGGUGUGGGUUCUUAAUUUUUAUAAGGAACUCUAUUUAAAAAAAAAAAAAACUUUUUAAUGCUCGCUUUGUUUUAAGAAGAAGCUUGACAUUCUUCAAUAGGCUGCUGAGAAAAACAUCAGAAACUGCUGAAGAUACACUGGAGAAGUACUUUCUGCAGUCCAUUUUCUUUGUGAAAUUCUCUCAGGAAUACCAGCCACUGGGAAGGUCCACAGCUUAAUUUGCUUCUUGCUCUUGAGACGUCCCUGGUGACACCUAUAUCUAAAGGUCUGUCUGUCUAGAAACUAAUUCUUUUCAACACUGUAUCAAAGAAUGGCUGACUGCCCACUUCGAUUUUUGGCCAUGGGGCUGCUGGCAGUGGCAUUUUGUGCAGGCUCAAUGGAAAAUGAGCAACAUGGCAGCAGAAGGAGCCAGGGGAAGAAAUCUCAACUGAAUAACCAUCUCACGGGACGAAGACCAGGCAGCCUUUCCUUGCCAUCAUCCAAUGACUCGGAAACGAGUGUAGGAAAGAUUAGCAGCACUGACUCCCGGCAUGCCUGGAUGCUCCUACUGAAGCAAUCAAAUAAAGGGGUGAACAGCAAAAAAAGGUGCAAAAACAAAUCCCCAAAGUUCAAGUUUGGCAUUCCAGGUCCCCCAGGGCCUUCUGGUCCACCAGGACCCCCUGGAGGUGUAAUCACUCAGGAGGAACUAUUGAGGGAAUUCCGAUUGCUGCUGAAAGGAAUAAUCAGGGAGAAAGAAAGGAUUAAUCUCAAAACCUGUGACAACUGCCCAGACGAAGAGAAUAGGUACAGAGAAGAAGAGAACUUAUUGGCCCGGAUUACUGGCCAACUGCUAGAAAGCAACGAGCAUGGACAAGUAGAGGCAGCAUUCUACUGCCGGACCCGGAAGAAUGUUUCAAUUGAACGACGAUCCCUGCAAGAGCUUCAGCUCUAUUUCAUACCUAAAAAGGGGGAAAUAUUUCAGCGUGGCCUUGGGCUAAACCUUACCAAUGGGCAAUAUGUAGCCCCUCUCAGUGGAUACUACAUCUUCAAGGCCACACUGCAUGUUGUUCAUGGGGAUCAUCAAAAGAAAAGCCAGCCACGUGCUCGAGACAGACUGCGCUUGCUGAUCUGUGUCCAGUCACUCUGCCACCAGAACAUUUCUCUGGAGACAGUGAGUAGUGUUGAUGGAAACCGUGAAUAUUUCACUAUUUCAGUGAAUGGAAUUCUCUUCUUGCAGGCUGGCCAGUAUGCUUCAGUUUUCAUGGACAAUGCAACAGGAUCUGCUCUCACUGUCCGAAAUGGGUCAGACUUCAGUGGUGUCCUCUUGGGUGUUUGAUUGGCUCGCAGCUGCUUAUCGCUAAGCUGAAAUGUUGCUUUUUGUCAGUCCAAAGCUAAGUUUGUCCCCUUCAGUCAAAUGCAAGUUUGGCAACAGAAGGCAGCAACUUUCUUGUUUGUGCAAGCAAACCUCAAGUUUACCGCUCGCUAGCUCAGCAUAGCAAGGUGAAGAAAAAGCAGGAAGAGAGGUGGAGCAAAAGGAUGCUGAAACGCAUUUGUAGAAGAAAAACACCAACAUGGAUGCAGCUAACAGUUUUUCAUUAUUGACAGUCUAUGGUUUGACGUUUGUUUCACAGUUGAUUCUUAGUGGUGGAUCUCAUAAUAGUUUAUCCACAGAAAGUGCAUAUUGUUUCCUGCUCAGCACCAGAUAUAAAAAUAUCACUUUUAGGAGAUGCCUCUACUAUCUUAUGAACAGAGGAAGCUGCUUUAUACUGAAUCAGACCAUUGGUCCAUCUACAGUAGCCGACCAGCAGCAGGACCUCCAAAGUUUCAGGCAGGAAUCUCCCCGAGCCCUACCUGGAGAUGCCAGGGAUUGAACCUGGGACCUUCUGCAUGCACAUAUAAAGUAGCUUUGUAUCUUCCACUUGCCUGGCAAUCACUCCACCCAGAUGUGGAACACUCACAGCAUUAUGCUGGAUGGUGCAUAGCCAUUGCUAGCUUCCAGCUAACUUGCUUACUGCCCUAAUUUGUUAGGCACCUGCUACCACAGUUGGUUCAGUUUUGACAGAGAUUCUUCCUAAAGGAUCUCUGUUGUGUUAAACUAAUUGGAUCAUCUCUUCCUGGUGGCACUGAGCCCAGUAAACAGAGGAAGUAUACACUUAGAAGCCAAUUAAAAGUUUGUCUCAGAGCAAGUUUACAAUUGUGUGCUCAAACAUCAACCGAUUAUGUGAACUGGGGGGUGUCCAUUUCUUAGUUAGCCUUAUUUUCUACAGGGCUGCCAGAACUGCAGAGAGAUAUCCAAGAAUUAUAGAACACAGCCUAGCACCACUCUCUAUGACUACUGCAAGCUGGGCACGUAGGCAGGCAUUUGAAGUGUACUUGUACUUUGAAUAUAUAUAUAUAUAAAUAUUCUCAGAGAGAUUGGGGGGAACCUUAUCUAUUUUGGCAUGAGGAUACUUCUGUAACAGGCCUCUCCAGCUGCAAGAGUUUUACAUAACCACUCCCUAAAAGCUAAACACAUACACAUUGGAACUUAUGAUAUAAAGUUAGCAUCUACUGGUGCUAGAAUGAA
This is a messenger RNA of Hemicordylus capensis (graceful crag lizard), 2990 nucleotides long. RefSeq names its product erythroferrone (gene ERFE). Bases 756 to 1760 code for a protein of 334 amino acids. NCBI's taxonomy places the organism in Eukaryota, Metazoa, Chordata, Lepidosauria, Squamata, Cordylidae. Gene Ontology annotation, biological process: positive regulation of insulin receptor signaling pathway; positive regulation of D-glucose import across plasma membrane; negative regulation of gluconeogenesis. Gene Ontology annotation, molecular function: hormone activity. The record is from RefSeq and is a predicted model, not a curated record. The transcript has 8 exons.